CCAUUAUGCAAGUGUCAUUCAAAUCAUCCAGGCGUGAUGGAAGACGAAUCUACCAAGGAAUUAAACAUUUCAGAAAACUCAGUCAGCAGCACACUCGGCUUAACUUGGCAUCAACGAAGAGAUGCAUUUAGUUUCACAUUUAAUCCAAAGGAAGUCUAUCCCACUACCACAAAACGAACAAUUUUGUCUACUGCGUCGUCGCUAUUCGAUCCAAUCGGUCUGCUAUCACCGUUAGUCAUUGUCUCUAAGAUCAUUCUUCAGGAGUUGUGGCUUUUGAAACUCGACUGGGACGAGUCUGUCCCCCAGAAUUUAAGCCACGCAUGGAGCAAGUGUUUGGAAUCGCUGAAUUCACUGUGGUCACUAGCGGUACCUCGUUUUUGUUUGCAGCCUGAUACUAGGAGCAUUCAAAUACAUGGAUUUUGCGACGCAUCGAUUCGGGCAUACGGCUGCUGUGUUUAUGUGCGCACGGAGAAUUCGCUUGGACAGGUCACAGUGAAAUUGUUCACUUCUAAGUCUAGAGUAGCACCAGUGAAGAAACAGUCUCUUCCGAAGUUUGAACUAUGCGGCCCACAUCUACUUUCUCAGUUGUAUAACAAAGUCAAGGCCAUAUUCAGUAAACACACUAUCACAUCUUAUUUUUGGAGCGACUCACAGCUCGUAUUGCAUUGGUUGCAACAACACUCAGUCACCUUAUCGACCUUUGUUGGAAAUCGAGUGGAAAAUGGCUCUAUGUGCCAACACAUCAAAACCCUGCUGAUAUUCUGUCGCGAGGCUGUAACGUGAGCGAGUUGAUUAAGUCUCCAUGGUUUUAAGGUCCUACGUUUCUAGUCGAAGAUUCACUAAACUGGCCCGCCACUGGUGGAAAACUUGAUAUUGACAUGGACGUGGUUAACUCGGAGAAUCGGAAAAGUUUGUUUGCUGCCGUACACGAGACAAAUAAUAUCCUCAACAUCGUCGAUAAUAUCAGCUCGUACACUCACAGUCUGCGUCUCAUUGCUUGGAUGAUUAGGUUCAUAAGGAGAUGUCGGAAGCAAUCGACGUUUACCACAACCUCACCGACGCCAGAUGAACUUCGUUUUGCAUAUCUACGCAUUCGAGGAAAGGGACCUACAAAAGCAUACAUAGCCGUGUUCGUUUGCCUUCUCACCAAGGCCGUUCACAUCGAAGUAGUCUCUGAUUUGUCAACAAAGGCGUUCUUAAACGCAUUGAAACGGAUGGGAGGUCGUCGCACGCUGCCGACAGACAUCUUCUGCGAUAAUGCCACUAACUUUUUAGGGGCAUCGAAUCAACUGCAGGAACUAAAAAAGUUUAUGUUUUUAAAGCAGACCCAAGAUGAAAUCUAUAAAUUUUGCGCAUCUGACUUUAUUAAUUUCCAUUUUAUUCCCCCCAGGGCACCUCAUUUCGGAGGCCUUUGGGAAGCGGCAGUCAAGAGUGCAAAGGGGCUGUUAAAUCGUACGCUGGCCAACACCAGGUUCACCUUCGAAGAGUUGAGCACUGUCGUCGUCGAGAUAGAAUCGAUCCUCAACUCGCGCCCGCUAUCGCCGCUUUCGUCAGACCCAAAUGACUAUAGCACUCUCACGGCUGGUCAUCUCUGGUCACCCUCAACGAACCUCACCGAGGGCACGUUGGUCCUCAUCCAUGAGGACAACCUGCCACCGCUACGCUGGAAACUAGGCCGAGUGCAGUCUACUGUGCUUGGGAAGGAUGGACUUGUACGGGUGGUGCACCUCCGCACUGCAAAUGGAACAUGUUGCAGGCCAAUACACAAGUUGGCAAUUCUUCCGGUGGUUUGAAAGCAGUCCUUUCAACGGGGCCGGGAUGUUCGGUCAAACUCCUUUAAGGAACAAGUAUUCAAAUGACCCUCGUAAAAUAGAGAGCC
Drosophila miranda is the source of this 1879-nucleotide messenger RNA. RefSeq lists its product as uncharacterized. The record is from RefSeq and is a predicted model, not a curated record. Gene Ontology annotation, molecular function: nucleic acid binding. Gene Ontology annotation, biological process: DNA integration. Bases 879 to 1793 code for a protein of 304 amino acids. The transcript is spliced from 2 exons. Lineage: Eukaryota; Metazoa; Arthropoda; Insecta; Diptera; Drosophilidae.